GAUCACGAGCUCUUGGUCGAACGACCUUGGUGACAUUCCGCGGACAUUUGCGACGUUCACCUCCUGGACAGGCGUACAGCUGAGAGUUCGAGAGGUUCGACCGAUCGAAGUCGUUAAUCGAGCCGUGUUCGCGACCGCAGCCGAUGAAGCGUCGCGAGGGCUGAAAGGAAAUCGACCGAUCCGACCGCACGACCCAGGGGCACGCAGGUGAACGAGAUGCCCUCCGCCGUGCAGAUGUGCACGGGAGUGCUGCGGCGCGCCGGCGCCCUACGUCGGCGCCUGCUCCCCGCGGAGCCUCCCGGGCGCCACGUACAGGUUAGGGCGGCGAGCUCGCGCAUCGUACACACGGUGGCGCAGACCAACUGGGUGGCUAACCGGGACGAGAGCCGAGAGAUGAUGGCCGUGUGGCCUGACGUGGUGCGCGACCUGACGGACGCCGGUCGGCACCUCGACAUCCCUGACGCCACCAAGUGGAUGGCCAAGGUGCUACAGUACAACACGCCUGGAGGGAAGAAGCACCGGGGCUUGUCGUUGGUUUACGCUUACAGGAAGCUGGCCCCGGCAGAAGAGCUGACGGAGGAGAACGUCCGGCUGGCCAGGAUCCUUGGAUGGUGCACGGAAUUGUACCAGGCAUUCUUCCUGCUGGAGGAUGAUAUCAUGGAUGGCUCGACGACCAGGCGCAACCAGCCCUGCUGGUACCUGCACAAUGGCAUUGGCCUGGCAGCUAUCAACGACGGCCUCCUCCUCGAACAAGCUGUCUAUCAGCUGCUGCGGAUGCACUUCAAGGGAAAGCCGUGUUACCUGGACCUCCUGGAGACUUUCCAUGAUAUCACCUUGAAAACCACCAUGGGUCAAUCCCUGGACCUGCUAUCCACAAACUUCGGGAAGAAGCCCAACCUGGACCUCUUCACCAUGGACCGAUAUAAUGCCAUCGUCAAGUAUAAGACUGCAUACUAUUCCUUCGUGAUGCCUGUCAUCCUGGCCAUGUACUUUGCUGGAGUCACUGACCCAGAGAUGCACCGCCAAGCCAAGACGAUCCUCCUGGAGAUGGGCCACUUCUACCAGGUACAGGAUGACUUCCUGGACUGCUAUGGGGACCCUGAGAUCACGGGGAAAUUCGGCACCGAUAUUCGUGACGGGAAGUGCUCCUGGCUCAUCGUAGUCGCCCUGCAGCGAGCCACUCCCUCCCAGAAGAGCAUCCUCCAGGAAUGCUAUGGAUGCGACGAUCCAGGAAAGAUCGGAAGAGUUAAACAACUCUACAACGAUCUGGGGCUGCCCACGACCUACACCAUCUACGAGGAGGAGAGCUACAACCUGAUGAACACCCAUAUUCAACAGAUAUCACGGGGCUUGCCACAUGAUCUCUUCUUCAAGUUCUUGGAGAGGAUCUAUCACAGGGAUUCCUAGACAAGACCUACUCGAGGUGGAGGCAUAUUAUUCCCACAGAUGUCUUCGCGUUUUAAGGCGACAUGAAAGUCGCAUCCGAGAGGUCUCUCGUUUAUGCAACUUUUCUCCAAACUGGAAAUAUUAAAUCGUUUGAAAUUUCACCACAUGAAUGUGGAAACCCUGAGGAAGGUCUCGAUACCUGUGAAAUGUCCAUUUUUUCUUACAUUUUUUUAUAAACAUUUUUCACUUUUAUAGAAAAUAAUAUCUCAUAGUUGUCGAGACCUUCCUUAGGGUCUCCGUUUUUACAUGGUGAAAUUUCAAACGAUUCUGUGUAUAUUAUUAGGAAAAAAGUUUCAUAAACGAUCGACUACUUAGAUGCCACUUUUGUGCCGCCCUUAUUAUUAAUGAUUAAUUAUUAACCAGAAGUUAUAGACUCUGGUCGUGACUGCUCGCACAUUUUUUUUAAAUUCCCGCCGAGUUGGACGCGACCGAGGCAUUCCUCGACUCGAACUUCAUGUCGAAUCAAUGUUUAAAUGCGCAUUUUUGUGUAUACGACCUUUUAUACUUUAUAAUCUUUGUACCGUGUAAUCGUUCUACUUGAAUCUUACCGCUGGAACGUGGUAAAGGGUGUUUUUUAAAUCUCUCCUCCGUGUAUGAAUAAAUGAAGGAGACAUUACCCAUC
This is a messenger RNA of Orussus abietinus, 2068 nucleotides long. RefSeq names its product farnesyl pyrophosphate synthase (gene Fpps). Bases 217 to 1407 code for a protein of 396 amino acids. Gene Ontology annotation, molecular function: (2E,6E)-farnesyl diphosphate synthase activity; dimethylallyltranstransferase activity. Gene Ontology annotation, cellular component: cytoplasm. Lineage: Eukaryota; Metazoa; Arthropoda; Insecta; Hymenoptera; Orussidae. The transcript is spliced from 7 exons. The record is from RefSeq and is a predicted model, not a curated record. Gene Ontology annotation, biological process: trans, trans-farnesyl diphosphate biosynthetic process.